AUGGCGAGCAGACAGGAUGAGGAAUUCAGUGUGAGGGCCGGCCAAAUCGUGGGCCAAGCUCAUGUGAAGAGGGAUGAAUGCAAUAACUCUUCCCAAGCUUCAAGCUUUCUCCAGCAGAAAGGGGAGAAAGUGAAGAACAUGGCGCAAGAAGCAUCAGAGGCAGUGAAGAACAAAUUGGGAAUGAACAAUGACAACAACAAUGAAUACAGGAACAAGAACCCUUUGGACAAAAAGAACCCUAACAACACAACCAGUCCAAGCAUGCCUGGCCAUCCUCCUUCUGACAUCUAAUCUUUCACAAAACUCAUCUUUUUAUUCCACUAAUAAAUGUCUGUAAUAAUAAGGGGAUUACACAAUGCAUCCUAGCCAACAGGCCUAACAUAUGGUCAAACUUUUUUUUGGCUUUAGACAUGUUCACACUUGUAUUGACCAAUACAUAUUGAGACUUUGGUAACUGUAAA
Molecule: messenger RNA, 461 nt
Organism: Camelina sativa (false flax)
Lineage: Eukaryota; Viridiplantae; Streptophyta; Magnoliopsida; Brassicales; Brassicaceae
Source: RefSeq, a predicted model, not a curated record